CCGGAAUUGUGUCAGCUAACGUGAGCUACAACAAGCUAAAGCAAAGCGGCUCGGUUGGCCGCCUUGACAAGCGAUAAUAUACCGUCCAAAGACAGGAAUAAUUCAUUUAAAAACAUAUAACGGAACACAAAACAACACUUUUAUACGUGAGAAGCCGUCUCACGUGUCAGGUGACGAUUACCUCUUCCCUGACUCUUACCUCCACUGUGUGAUCGCAGCCAUUGAAUUAGUGGGACCUAAUAACACCUGCAGACAGAUGACCAGCGGACCUCACCGGUCAACAUGAAUCCCGUCAGCUAUCAAAGCAUGCUGACGUCUGUGAACGGUGGGCAUCCCAGUUUGGUUUUGGAUCGUGUUCUGAACACUUCAAAUGUGAGGUGUUGUCAGAAAUGUGGAUUUGCUUCUACAGAUGCUGCGUUGUUCAAGAAGCAUUUGACUGAGCAUAGGGGGACAACCAGGUUUUACUGUUUUUAUUGCAACAAAGUCUCAUUCAGUGAGGCAGAGUUAAACGCUCACCUGAAGCAACACAAUUCAAAGUAUCCAUUUAAAUGUCCUCACUGUGGACAGGGCUAUAUGAGGAGGCUGUGCCUUGUGAAGCACAUUGAGCGUUUGCACAGCACAAGCGUUAGUAAAGGACCUGGUGACCCUGGCACGACAAAAACUCAACAUGUUUCUGUGUCCAGUGCAUUAUCAAGUGUGUCCACUGCUGAUCCAUCACCACUUCGACCAACUGUUCGAGUAGCAGUACCUGCCCUGAGUGCAUCUGCAGUCAGACUGGGUAAAGAUGAACAGAGAGGAAAAACACUGGAAACAAAUGUAUCAAAUGCCACAAAUGGUAAUGCAGAGCUUUUGACCCCCUUUAAUGGACUCAUUCAGCACAACAGGGCUCUGACGGUUUCCCUUCCAGAGGAAGUAACGAUCCCUGCUGGCUGUUUGGUUGAACUCGUUGAGGUAAAAACUGUUAAUGGGACAAAGGAGCUAAAGCUGAGGCUUGUCUCUCAACAAGAAAACAAGUCUGUGAUUAAAGACACGAGGACCACAGUCUCUCAAAACACUACACUGGGAAAGCCAUUCUUAUCUGCAUUAAAUCAUCCAAACACAGUGAAGUCUAUGAGUAUGGGAAUGUGCACAGUUAACAGGAAACAGUGUGACACAAAGACUGUGAACGUGGAGCGUCCUGCAGUUGUCCCAGUCAAUAUUUCCAAAAACAUCCCGAAUCAAGUAAGCAAGGAAAAAGGGGGAUUGAAAAGAACAUCACAAGAAAUAAUCAACUUGGAAUGUCAAACAGUCAUUCCAAACAAGGUUCCCAAAAGCAUCCUCAAUCCUGUAAGAGAAGGAAAUAGUGGGAUCAAAGUUCCACAGAGGGAGCCCGUCAACCACAGUGCAGCUCUGCCCUCUGUCAUCUCCAACACGGUUGUCAACAGGUUGACUCACACCCUGCAGCCAGAGAACAUGGGAGCAUGUGUUUCUCAGAGAGCAAUGGAUAAGAGAAAUAAUUUAAUUCCAGAGCAUUCCAAGAGUAUCCCACCCCGAAGGGCAAGUGACAUAAAAAUCAUUCCUCAAGAUGCGUCGGUGGCUGUUAAGCAGGAACCUGGGGAGAUGCUCCUCAAGAACACCGCUUCUUUAAAAAAGAAGAAAGAGGCAGUGGGCUCAAACCAGCAAAAAUCAACUUCUCCCUCCUUGAGUGUUCUCUUAGCUGCAGCGGCCCAAGUGAGACCUCCAGCGACUUUAGUUUGUAAGGAUAAUGUCGCAUAUCCAUCUUCUUCAAUGCCCAGGACUCUAAAUGAGCCCUCAUCGGUCAAAACACAGGUGCUUUCCAACCGCACAAAUACAAAGAUGUCCACUUGGACACAGGAAGUAAGAUCCAAUGAGAGAGCCGGAGAAGGAGACACGCUAGAGCCCGAGGGUUUUCCCAUCAUCUCGUCUGUGUUUUCAUUAAGUCAACAACCAGAGGACGUCCAAGGCUCCAUGCAGCCACUGGUUAUGGCUCUGCGUGGUAUAGUGAUGAAUAAAAGUAACAGUUCUGGUAGUGCAGCUCAAGAUCACAUCAAGAUGAACGGCACAGAGCAGGGGAAGGAGGCGGGUUUCUGUGCUCAGGCGGCCACAAAAGAUGGAUCCAUCAUCCGCAAGCUUUUAUUGACAGAGAGGACCAGUGAGUCCGUCAAAGUAGAGGAGCCGGAUACGGGUAUUCAACAGCCUCCUGCACUGACCCACAACCAUGUCCAUAUCAAGGAGGAAAAAAACAGCGCGACGCCAACAGACGACAAGAACCGCCAUCACACUCCUGCUUCACAAUCUUCAACAGAUGAGGAAUCGGUUUCCAAAAUUGCUGCACAUGUAAAUGCACCUGAGACUGCAGAGCCUCUACGGCGAAUGGCACAAAGGGAGAACGACAUCUCAAAGUUCCUGACUGUCUCUCUGAAAAGGGUGCAAGUAGGCGUGUGGAAGAGAACCAAGAAGGGACUGAAACUUAGAAUAUCCAAGUACAAGACUCAGAUACCUGUGGGCAGACUAACGGAUUGCACAGUCAUUUACCCGAUGCCACUGAAGGUGGACCAACUGGUGAAACGGCCGGGCCCCAACCAGCCUGUGGUGGUGCUUAAUCACCCAAAGCCUCGGGCCUCCAUUCAGGGAGCGAGAGCAGACGCCUUUGCAGACACAGGAGCCUCUAAUGGAGCUCCAAAGUGCCAAAUCUUAAAAAUGAGGCUGAGCAAAGUGAUGGGGCAGAAGUAUGAAGUGAUGGGGUGCACUGUUGGAGUCUUUCCAUGAAUUUAUCAGACAAUGUGUCAGUGGACAGAAGUGUACAUUUAUGAGAAAAUAAGUAGUAUUACAAUGGGAAGAUGUUGACUUAAUGUUAUUUUCUCAAUGGGAGCACACCAUUUAAAAAGAGUUGACAUCUGAUUAUCGGUGAACAUUGUGGUAUACAUACAGUAUGUUAAUAUAGGUAUGGGAUAUGGAAUGUUUAAGUGCAAUGAAAGGGAACAUGGACCAUCUGCUUGAGUAAAUUGCAGUCAGUAAUACACAGAUGUUAGAUAACUGUUUUAAAGACGUUUGAGAAAGCAGUAAGUCUGUCAGAGUUGAGGCAUUAAUGCAUGCUGUUUACUUAAAAAGGAUUACAUACUGUAUUUUUUUUUUUGUUUGCAUCAGUAAUGAUUUGCUUUUCAUCUGGCUCCUCUAAGAUACAACCUGAACUAGGGAAAGUACAGCUGAGAGUAUCAAAUCUUUGUGUAGAGUAUAAUCAAUGUCAUAAAUAAAUACAUGUAACAUGCACGGCUCCCAGUUGCAAUGAUGGAAAACCCCGUGGUGGAUAUUAAGUAACAAGGAAAUGUUUGGUUUGUGAUGAAGUGUAUUUGAAAGUUAGAUGUUGUUGAUUAUGGGUGAAAGCUAACUUUCAAUAUUUAGCACAAACAAUAUACCAUGAAAACAUGUCUUAUUAGAGUGAGACUCCCCAU
This is a messenger RNA of Etheostoma spectabile (orangethroat darter), 3452 nucleotides long. It is a transcript of the gene znf518b, whose product is annotated as zinc finger protein 518B. The transcript is spliced from 2 exons. The coding region runs from base 283 to 2769 and encodes 828 amino acids. Lineage: Eukaryota; Metazoa; Chordata; Actinopteri; Perciformes; Percidae. The record is from RefSeq and is a predicted model, not a curated record.